AUGGGUGGCACCGCUGGGGGCCACAGGGCAGGGGGAAGCCUGCUGCUGCUGGGCUUGUGCUUCUGGAUGGCAGACUGGGCAGCCCCCAACCCUGUCGGGAACCUCACGGCUGAGAGCCAGACCAAUAGCUCCAUCACUCUGAGCUGGACCGUCCCCUCUGGUGGGAACCCCACGGACUACAUCUACUGGGUCCAGUGGACGGGACCAUUCAGCACUAAUGAAACCACAAACACAGCCAACACAAAGGAGACCACAUACACUGUGGAGAAUCUCAAGCCAGGGUCCCUCUACAAUAUCUCGGUGUGGACAGAGUCGAACGGUCAGAACAGCACAGCCGAGAACAUCUCGGUGGCCACAGCCCCCAACCAUGUGCAAGACCUCACAGUUGUGAGACAGAGCAACGACUCCAUCACCCUGACCUGGACCAGACCCACUGGCGGGGACACCGAGGACUAUACUUACUGGGUCCAGUGGAUGGGACCAGGGGGCACAAGUGAGACCAGAAACACGGCCAACAUCACGUACACCGUAGAGGGACUCGAGCCUGGGUCCCUGUAUACUUUCUCUGUGUGGGCAGAGUUGAAUGGUGUAAACAGCUCAGCCCAGAACAUCUCAGCGGCCACAGUCCCCAACCCUGUGGAGAACCUCACGACGGUGAGCCAGACCCCCAGCUCCAUCACCCUGAACUGGAACAUCUCCACUGACGGGGACACCACAAACUAUACCUACUGGGUCCAGUGGACAGGACCAGGGGGCACAAGUGAGACCAGAAACACGACCGACACCACAUACACGGCGGACAAACUCAAGCCUGGGUCCCUGUACAAUUUCUCAGUGUGGACAGAGUCGAACGGUCUGAACAGCUCAGCCCAGAACACCUCGGCGGCCACAGCCCCAAACCCUGUGGAGAACCUCAUGGCUGUAAACCAGACCAACAGCUCUGUCACCCUGAAUUGGUCCAUCCCCACUGGCGGGGACACCACGGACUAUACCUAUUGGGUCCAGUGGACAGGACCAUCAGUCACAAAUGAGACCAGAAAGACGGCUAACAUCACGUACACUGCAGACGGACUUGAGCCCGGGUCCCUGUACAAUUUCUCGGUGUGGGCAGAGUUGCACGGUCUGAACAGCCCCAUCGAGAACACCUCAGCAGCCUCAGGUGGGUCCACCUGGCCUCCGAGGUCCCUCACAUCCUCUCCUGCCCCAGUCCCCAAUGCAGUGACGUCUCUCAGGACCCAGGACCCGACCAACAGCUCAUUGACUGUGUUCUGGGGACGCCCUCUGGGCCCCCCGGAUCCUGCCUAUACCUACUGUGUGUCCUGGUACCUGGAGGGAGCGACCCCCACUCCCAGCUGCUCCUCAGAUGAUAAGGUGACACUGCAGGGACUGGACCCCGGGAGCGUGUACUCCGUGACUGUGAGGGCAGAGAGACACAGUCUCCAAAGUGAGGACAGGACAGUCACUGGGACCACAGCUCCCAAUGGGGUCUUGAGCCUCCGCAACGAGACCCAGACCAACCACUCGAUCACGCUGCGCUGGGAGGCCCCCCCGGACCCCCACUCUCAGCACUACACGUACCAGGUCCAGUGGGUCACUGGGGAGCACCCCCAGACGCAGGGGGAGACAACGGAGACGUCCUAUCGGGUGGACGGCCUCGAACCCGGGACUCCCUACAGCCUCAGAGUGUGGGCAGAGAGGGACAAGGUGGCCAGUUCGCACACGACUCUGGCAGCAAACACAGCCCCCAACCCCGUGGCCAUCGCCUCCUGCACCAGCGCCUGGGGGGGCUACGGGCUGGCCCUCAGCUGGGCCUGCCCCCGGGGCGGCUACGAGGCCUUCCUGCUGGAGCUGGGCGGGCAGCUGCACCGCGAGAACCGGUCCGCGUGCGACGCCGCCGUGGCAGUGGGGGGCCUGCAGCCGGCUCGCGCCUACGAGGCCCGCGUGUCCACCGUCUGGGCCGGGCUGGUGGCCCCCGGGGGCUCCGCGACCUGCCACACGUCCAGCGCAGGAGUGAUCGCCGGGUCCAUCCUGGGGGUGCUCCUAUUCCUUGUGCUGGUUGGGCUGCUGCUGUUCUUCCUGUGGCGCAGGCGACAGAGAGAGACACACCCCGCAGCUAAGAACGAGGUGUUCAGCUUCCACAAGGAAGUCCCGGCUGACCAAUUCCCCGAGUAUGUGCGAGAAAAGGAGAAGGACAGCAACUGGGGCUUCGCUGAGGAGUACCAGAUCUUAGACCAGGAGGAUCAGAACCGGCAGCCUCAGACUGUGGCCAUGGCCCCUGAGAACCAGAGCAAGAACCGGUACAAGAACGUGCUCCCUUAUGACUGGUCCCGGGUGCCCCUGAAGCCUUUGCCCGGGGAGCCGGGCUCUGACUACAUCAACGCCAGCUUCAUCCCUGGUCUCUGGAAGGCACAGGAGUUUAUCGCCACCCAGGGGCCCCUGCCCCAAACUGUGGGAGACUUCUGGCGCCUGGUGUGGGAGCAGCAGAGCCACACCCUGGUCAUGCUGACCAACUGCAUGGAGUCGGGCAGGGUGAAGUGUGAGCACUACUGGCCGCUGGACGCCACGCCCUGCACCCACGGGCACCUGCAAGUGACGCUGGAGAAGGAGGAGAAGAAGGACAACUGGACCAUCCGGGAUCUGAAGCUCAGACAUACACAGGAGCAGAAGACGCUGCAGGUGCGGCAGUUCCACUACCUGGCCUGGCCCGACCACGGCGUGCCGCCCUCCGCCGACCCGGUGCUGGCCUUCAGGAAGGUGGUCCGCGAGCGGCUGGACCAGUGCUCGGGGGACGGCACCCCCAUCGUGCACUGCAGCGCCGGGGUGGGCCGCACGGGCACCCUCAUCGCCCUGGACGUCCUGCUGCGACAGCUGGAGGGUGGCGACUCCGUGGGGCCCUUCAGCUUCGUGCAGAGGAUGCGGAGCAGCAGGCCGCUGAUGGUGCAGACCGAGGCCCAGUAUGUGUUCCUGCACCAUUGCCUCCUGCGCUUUCUGGAACAGUCGGGGAUCCACGACAAGGCCAAAGAACACCUGUAUGACGACUUGAUCUAUGAGAACAUAGGCGCCUUCUAGGCCCACAGAAGGGCCGACGCCAGUCCCGCACCCAUCUCCACCCAAACUCUGGGGCUUUGGGCACUGGGGUCUGUGUUCUUGAAUCUACAGAGAACCCCAAGUUCCCGUUGGGCUGCACCCGGGAAUCUCCAGAGCCUAGAUCCUGGGCCCUGAGAGAUGUUGGUCGAGAAGCUGGACUUCUUGCUC
This is a messenger RNA of Suncus etruscus (white-toothed pygmy shrew), 3255 nucleotides long. It is a transcript of the gene PTPRH, whose product is annotated as protein tyrosine phosphatase receptor type H. Gene Ontology annotation, molecular function: protein binding; protein tyrosine phosphatase activity. The record is from RefSeq and is a predicted model, not a curated record. Bases 1 to 3069 code for a protein of 1022 amino acids. Lineage: Eukaryota; Metazoa; Chordata; Mammalia; Eulipotyphla; Soricidae. Gene Ontology annotation, biological process: protein dephosphorylation. The transcript is spliced from 19 exons.